Messenger RNA from Desarmillaria tabescens, 168 nucleotides. RefSeq lists its product as uncharacterized. The record is from RefSeq and is a predicted model, not a curated record. The annotation marks the transcript as partial. The transcript has a single exon. NCBI's taxonomy places the organism in Eukaryota, Fungi, Basidiomycota, Agaricomycetes, Agaricales, Physalacriaceae.
AUCAAUGCGGCGAUUGAGAACUGGACUUUGAAUGCCAAACAGAGUCGCGCUUUUCGUAUCAUUGCAGAACAUUUGUUAAAACCCAGUGGAAAGCCCCUUCACAUGUUUUUAGGUGGGCCGGGCGGUACGGGCAAAUUGCAUGUCAUUAGUGCACUGCAUGACUUCUUU